CACAUUCUGAUUGUAGUUUGGCGCGUGUAGAUUUUGUUUUGAUUUUUCAUUUAAGUACUUUGUUGGCCCUUGCGUUGCGAUUGGAUACGAAAAGAUUGAUUUUUAUAAUUCAAUUGUAACAUGUAAUUUUUACUGAUGAAUUCAAUGCUUCAAUUGCAGAAAUGUUUAUUCAUAAAUGUGUACCUUUACCUAGUCUGGGUACCGGUUGUGGGAUUCUUCCUUUAUGUUAAGUUGGAUUUACUGGGACAUCUGACUAGAUACUUAUCUUUAACAGUUUACACGCUGCUGGUUGUUAUAGAGUCUGCAAGAUUAUAUCUAGGCCAGUAUGGGAACCUGUCUUGCCGGGUGCCAGAACUUGCGGGCUUCUUGAUGCUGUCAGUACUCAUGCAGUUGCCUCUUGUUAGUUUCUUUCUUUUUAAUCCUUACCUUCUAAGUACUCCGACAGAACUUGUUCUUCAUACAACAUUAUACUUGCUGACUGUAGCUGAAGUCGUUUUUAGUUUCAUAGCUUUGAAAAAGGCAUCAUGUUUAGCAAAAAGUAUUUACUUGACACACAAAAAUUGAGACUGUUAACAUUAUUUUCUUCCCUCUUGGUAAGAUGAAAUAAAUAAAUGUGACACAAUUAAAAAUAAAUAA
This is a messenger RNA of Cydia pomonella (codling moth), 636 nucleotides long. RefSeq names its product transmembrane protein 17-like. Bases 136 to 564 code for a protein of 142 amino acids. Gene Ontology annotation, cellular component: ciliary transition zone. The transcript has 3 exons. Lineage: Eukaryota; Metazoa; Arthropoda; Insecta; Lepidoptera; Tortricidae. The record is from RefSeq and is a predicted model, not a curated record. Gene Ontology annotation, biological process: non-motile cilium assembly.